AUGUUGAGAGUCGAUGUUCUGAAACAGCUAUCUGCUACCUCAGCCUCAACUUCACUGCUCCAACUCACCUGCGCAGUUAUGAUCCUACAAAUGUUAUUUACACCGGUUAAUAUUAUCAGAGAGAGAGAGAAAGAACCAGAAGAAUAUCUUCUGUUUGCACAAAAGAAUGCGAUAGGACGCGUUUUAGUUGCGACCGGCGAAUGCAAUGACGCUUUUAUACCAUUGACUGGGCUGAAAAGCGUUAAGGCAAUCGAGUAUGAUCCAGUAAAUAAACAUCUUUACUGGAUAGACGAUGAGUCCCAUGCAAUCCGUCGAGUGCCCGUUUCGUAUUCGACUACAUCAGCCAUCACAGAUUCAACUCCUGUUAUAACAGGGCUUACGAGACCCUUUCACAUGGUUUUAGACGUGAUAGGACGAGCGUUGUAUUGGACUUGCCUAGACAGUGACUCUAUCAACGCAACCUCCAUAGUAAAUAGUUCAUUAACUGGAGUCAUUUUAAGAGGAGAGAAAAUGAUGCCAAGACAUUUGGGUUUUCAUCAAACCAAGCGACUGCUAGUGUGGAAUGACGUGGGAUUGGGUGUAAUAAUGCGUGCGAACGUUGAUGGAACCUCCCGCGCUGAGCUCGCCGGAGCCACCAACGCGACGGCUCUCACUGUGGACCAGGCAUCUGGUACAGUGUACUGGGCGGUUAACAGGCAGAUACACGCUGUCGACUUAGAUGGAACUAAUAAGCGUGUGGUAUGGCAAGGUGGGUGGGUGGGUGCGCUGGCAUCGUACGGUGGCGCGCUGUACCUGAGUGGCGGCGAGCGCGCGCUGAUGCGGCUGCCGCUGCACCGCCGCGACGCGCCCGCCGCGCCCGUGCCGCAUCUUGCGCGCCUCGCCGCGCUGCUGCCCGUCGCCAAGGCCUUUGAUAUAUUUUCCUUGCAACAACAUUAUAAGAAAGAAGAAUUUUUUCACUUAAAAAUAUUUUUUAGAUGCGACGGCACGGUGGACUGCCCGGAUGGGUCUGACGAGGGCCCGGAGUGCGGGUCGUGUACAGGCGGGCUCCGCUGCGCCGACGGUUCGUGCGCCGCCGCGCUUGGCGCCUGCGCCACCGGCGCCUACUGCGCCGCACCUCUGCCUGCCGCCUUCCGCUGUGAUCAACGUUUGUGCUUAGCGCCACAGUUGCUAUGUGAUGGUCGGCUACACUGCGAGGACGGCUCAGAUGAAUUACCCUCAGCAUGUGGUUAUGGACAAAAAGAACCGACGGUGAGCGCGGAGUCGUCGGGGCGUAUAUCACGCGCGCUGGCCGUAUGCGGUGCGCUGGCGGGCGCGGGCGCGGUCGUGGCGGGCGCCUGGGCCGCGCUGCGCCACUGCCGCCGCGUCGUGCGCCGUCCGCCCCCCGCGCGCCCGCUCAUGCCGCUAAAGCCGCCACUUCCGCACCCGCCGCACCCGCCGCGCCCGCCGACGCGCUCGCGCCCGCUCGGCGCCAGCUGCUCCGACCUGGUGUGCAGUUCGUUCGACGAUUGCGCGACGGAGAGCCUGUGCGAGCGCUACCCGCGGCCCACCACCAACCCGCCGCCCAGCCCGGCAACGGCAAGCAGCGGCGGUGCGGGGGCGGGCGGGGGCGCGGGUCGGCGCCGCGCCUACCGACACUACCGCGCCAUGAACCGGCCGCCGCCGCCCACGCCCGCCUCCACCGACGCUUGCGAGUCCGAGCCCGAGCCCGCCGCGCGCGCCCCGCCACCUUCCCCCGCGCCGCUCACCUACUGA
Messenger RNA from Parnassius apollo (apollo), 1752 nucleotides. NCBI's taxonomy places the organism in Eukaryota, Metazoa, Arthropoda, Insecta, Lepidoptera, Papilionidae. The record is from the annotation of a GenBank genome assembly.